Messenger RNA from Scomber scombrus (Atlantic mackerel), 10469 nucleotides. RefSeq names its product capicua transcriptional repressor b (gene cicb). Gene Ontology annotation, cellular component: nucleus. The record is from RefSeq and is a predicted model, not a curated record. Bases 284 to 8521 code for a protein of 2745 amino acids. The transcript has 21 exons. NCBI's taxonomy places the organism in Eukaryota, Metazoa, Chordata, Actinopteri, Scombriformes, Scombridae. Gene Ontology annotation, biological process: regulation of transcription by RNA polymerase II. Gene Ontology annotation, molecular function: DNA-binding transcription factor activity, RNA polymerase II-specific; RNA polymerase II transcription regulatory region sequence-specific DNA binding.
UUUGCGGAGGAAAAGUAAAGCGUGAGUCCGGACCGCACAGCCGUCAGAGCGGACAGCAGAGGGAUGUUACCAAGAGUUGUGCGAGCCGCCUCAUCAGCAAAUUAAGACCAUAAAUCUUUCUCUGGCGAAGGGAAAAGCUCUGUUUGGCUGUACACAGAGGGCAGCAGGACAGAAAAAAGAGAAGAAAAAAACAGAGAAAGACAAAGGACAAAAGAAGUGCCUUAGAAGUGAAAGAGGAGGAGUGCCACACAAUCUGCCGCACUUUGUGAACAGUAAAGAAGAGAUGAGACCAUUAAAGAAAAACAGAGGGCGUUCUCCCCCGUUAACUAGAGGCAGAGGGGGGAGAAGGAGAGGGGGCUCUCAGCCCCCUCAAGAGAAAGAUGCCAAAAGAAUCAAGAAGGAGACACUCGUCAAAACCACACAGCACACACCCAACACUCCCUCCACACGCAAGCAGACCCCGCCUGCAGUGGCCAACUCUAACGAAGAACCCAUGACAAACAGCAAUACCCCCAAGAUGGAAGAGUCUACCGAGCUAAGGAAACCUGUUGAAUCAGCUGAAAAGGAUGUAAAAAAGGCAGAAGAAAAGAUAGGAAAGGAAAAAACAUUGGGCAUGAACGGAAAUGGAGCUGUGUCCACUGACAGUGUAGCAUCUCCUACCUCUGCCCCUGCAACGCACUCCACAGCCACACCCCCUCUGACCACCAAUCACAACCCCAAUUUAGUCUCAGUCUCUAGUAGGAAAACAGCCACAUUUAAGGCUCGCAUACCCAAGAAGAAAUACACAUAUGAGCACUUUGCUAAUAACGCAAGUGCUCUGACUACCAUUCCUACCUCCAGCCCUGCACUUACACAUAAUAGUUACUGCAAUAUUAACAGCAAGGUCUGUGAUAGUCUGAAUAUGACCAAUAAUAAUUUCAAGAAUACUAACAAUAUUAGUAAUAUCAUUAAUAAGAAUAUGAAUGUUAGUCUCAACAGUAGUACUAACAAUAACACUACAAGUAGUAUUAACAAUGUGGCCAAUAGUAGUAACAGUGGUGCUGGGAGUCAGAGCACUUUUAUCAAUAGCAUUAAUAAUAAUUGCUCAGGUAAUCAGCCAUCAGUGCAAACUGUGGAUAGUAAAGCUACAGAAGCAAAUCAUUUUGUUCUCAUGGAGGAUCGGACUCUCAGGACAGCAGAUUCCCAGGAAAAAGAGUCCCAAGCUGGGGAAAAUGAGUCAGAGGGGGCCCCUAAUUCAGUGCGCUCCUCAUCCACUGACACAGCAAGUGAGCACUCAGCUGAUCUGGAUGUGAUUGAAGCAACUGGCCCAAACCUUCGUCAGAAGAACUCCCACAUCCCAGCUCCCCUCCAUAACUCACACCCUAAAGAGGCCAGUCUUUCAGAGGGGCUAGCUGAAGCACUGGCCAAAGGCAUGAAAAACCAGAGAGUCCUGGCUCGCCAGAUAAAGAGGACCAGGGAGACCGGUGUACGGGCUGCAGGCGAGGGAGGGUUUAAGGAGAGAGACUCAUGCCCUCUUUCUCCUCUGUUCAGACCUGGGGUGGUGCGUAGGGUGAGUGGAGGUACUGUUGAAGUCCAGCUCCAAGGAUCGGAGACCCUUGUUAACUAUCCUUUUCAUGGUGGAACCGUAAUGACAUCAUCAUCGGGGGCUGAGAGCGUUGUGGAGUUAAUUUUGGAUGCCUCCCCACCUGGCAUGGCACCUGUGGCUGUAAGGACCCGAGUAUGUGUGCCCUUUGGUGGAGAGGAGGGGGGUCCUUUGCUGUACAGAGAGGGGAUUGUCUCUCAGGUGGACCCCCACCCUGGUGUUUCAUUCCCUUACCAGGUGCUCCUGAGCGAAGUCGGAGAGACUUCGGAUGACGGAGAGUUAGGGGACAAGGAGGGGAAAAGGAAAGCUAAUGCUCAGACUGUGUGGGUUUCACGACAGAGCCUAAGACUGCUCACUCCUCCCUGGGAGGUCCCACAUUUGGAUGGUGGGAGGGCAAGAGAGAGAGAGCGGGAGAGAGAAAGGGAAGAGAGGGAGCGGAGGGAGGAGAUGGAGGUAGAAAGGGAAGUAUGCCAGUUGAGUAUUGGGAUGGGGGUACUGGGAGGGGGGGCAAGGUUGGGGCAUGGUUUUUCACAUCAAGGGGUUACAGCUGGACAUACCUAUGGAAAUUUACAUCCACCGACCCACUCCCCCACUGUGACUGCUGGUGCAGCAUCCAGCACAGUUCACGGCUGCAGAGAUAACUACUCUGACAUAGAGAGACAGAAGCAGCCAAACACCCCAGAGGAAGACGUAGAGGUGUCUCGUUUUAACAUGGGUCUGUCUAUAGGUCCCAAGUCAAAUACUGGAACCCCUCAGCACAGAAAUAUAAUUUCCAAAUCCAGUGGCUACCCCCCCUCCUCCCCUCACCUCUCUGUGGUUCGGGGCCUGGGACCCCCACACCUUUCUACCCUAGCUAGUCCCCAGCCACCCCCUUCCCCUGCCUUACUGGGGUCCGAAAUGAACAAUACCACUCCAAACCUACCUCCAUCCAAGACCACUCCCACCCAGACCUCUACUCCCACUUCUGGUGGGGGGUCUUCCUCUACCUCCUCUCGCUCCAGGACUCCCCUGUCAUUGGCUCAGCAGAAAUACAAGAAGGGUGAUGUGGUGUGCACCCCUAAUGGUAUUCGCAAGAAGUUCAAUGGCAAGCAGUGGAGGAGGCUGUGCUCCAGAGAGGGCUGUAUGAAGGAGUCACAGCGUCGAGGAUACUGCUCCAGACACUUGUCCAUGAGGACCAAAGAGAUGGAGGCAGCUGGGGGGGAGAGGGGAGGGGGCAGCAGCUCAGGGACCAUCACCCCCUCUGACCUGCGGGGCAGAGCUAGCAGUGAGUUUGAGUGGGAUGACACCUCAAGAGAGAGCAGUGAGACCAGUAGCAGAGGAGAUUCCAGACCCCGCUUGGUCCUCCCCUCCAUACUCCCCCAUGACCUGUCAUCACGCUUUGACUUCGAUGAGUGUGAGGCCGCCACCAUGCUUGUGUCAUUAGGGAGCUCCCGCUCUGGCACCCCGUCCUUUUCUCCCAUCUCCAACCAGUCCCCCUUCUCCCCUGCCCCCUCCCCCUCCCCCUCCCCGCUGUUCGGCUUCAGACCAGCAAACUUUUCCCCGAUUACUGCGUCCCCGGUUCUGCAACACCGGAGGCACAGGCAGCCCAGUGGUACGGGGGGUGGAGGGGGAGGGGGUAGUAAGGCAACAACCCCAGCUGGAGGAGGGGAAAGGGAGAGACACACUUCAGGUAUCCAGCCCUCGUUCCACAGCAAUCUGACGUUUACAGUCCCCAUGAGCCCCAGCAAACGAAAGCCAGACGCACCACCUCCACCACCCCUCCCUUCACACUGCCACGAUUACACACCCAAGACAGAGCUGGAGCAGGGGGACCUCAACAACUCUUUCAGGGUGCUGUCCCCACAGACACCAGUUUCACAUUCCCGCACGCAUACACCCACCUUCUCCCGGCCAAGAGGAGUGACCACCCCCUCCUCAAGCAGACCCCCGUCCUCCGCUGCUGUUUCCCCUCCUCCUCUGCUGGUAUCUCCAACUCCCCCUUCUCCUCUCACUCCCGAUGGAGGACAUCGUCGUGUGGUCCCUGUAUCCCAACAGGCCUUGCGGGACUCCCCUGUCAUUGUUAGGAAUCCCGAAGUCCCACUGGCAAAAUUUACAGAAUGUCCCUUGGGAAAAGGAGAAGGGGAAGGAGGUGAGAACGAAGGAGGGAUUGAAAACCCCUUAUCUAAAGACAUUGGUGUUACCCCCUUCACCCCUCAGCCAAUUUCUGGCCUCCAGGUUCCCGUCCCCAUUAAUGCUGCUGCAGCCGCAGUACCCAACGGCACCGUCCUUUUGCGAAGCCCAGCUCAAACUCUGGUGCUCGUGUCCCCGACACCUUCCUCCCUGCCCACCACUGACAUCCCUGCCACCCCCCUGCAAGCCCUCUCGGUUACUGUCAGCACAGCGUUAACAGCUUCCGCUCCAAGUAGCACGGACAGCUCUGGAGAACGAGAGAAGAACAGGGGGACAGGCUUUGGGGGUGAUGUUCAGCAGCCAGUUCCUUGUCACCCCUCUCCCACUGCACUGCUACCCCUGAUCCUGCCAGCAGAAAGUCUUCAUCCUGUCCCACGAAAGGACAUCAUCAUGGGACGUCCUGGCACAGUGUGGACCAAUGUAGAGCCCCGGUCUGUUCCAGUCUUCCCAUGGCAUUCAUUGGUCCCUUUCCUGGCACCCACCCAAUCAGAUGCUUCUUCUCAGCCAGGAGAGGGCCAGCACCCAGUCAACCACCCCCAAGCAGCCAGUCUGAAGACAGAGUGUCAGGUGGUGGCAGCGCUGCCACAUGAACCUGCAGAGGCACCUCCCACUAUAGAGAGAGGUCCCCCGUCCCGGCCUCCCCCCUCGUCUGAUGAGCCAGAGAAGGAGAAAGGAGAUGCAGAGAGGGAGAGGCCUGACAGUGAGACAGAGAGUGACGUAGAUGACCCCUUUCUCCCAGGAGUAGUACCAGAGCCGCCUCUCUCCACAUCACCAGUAAAGCGGCGUACUCAGUCCCUCAGUGCAUUGCCCAAAGAUGGAGACAAGAGCAGCCCUGGAAAGAGGGAGAAGGACCACAUCCGGCGACCAAUGAAUGCAUUUAUGAUUUUCAGUAAGCGCCAUCGAGCGUUAGUGCACCAGCGGCACCCAAACCAGGACAACAGGACAGUCAGCAAGAUUCUCGGGGAGUGGUGGUAUGCUCUGGGACCAAAGGAGAAACAAAAGUACCAUGAUUUGGCUUUUCAGGUUAAAGAGGCCCACUUUAAGGCUCACCCAGACUGGAAGUGGUGCAACAAAGACAGGAAAAAGUCCAGCUCCGAAGGGCGAGGGGUUCCAGGGGGCAAAGAUAUCAGAGAGAGAAGCAUGUCUGAGUCCACAGAGCCUCAUUCUGUGGAGCUGAAAGGGGUUGGCCCAGGUCUGGUGGGCGUGUCUGAGACGAGUACAGGAGAAGGUCAUGUGGGCCAGCUUACCCGUCCCCGAGCCUUCUCUCAAAGUGCCAUGCACAGCCUGGAGCGGAGUGACAGGGGUAACACACAGGCCCUGGCAGAACUGGCACAGAUGUGUGGGGAUGGCGGCAGUCAGUUUUCGAGCCAUGCACCACCCAUAUCACAGUCACAGCGGGGAGUCAGCGAGGACAUGACCAGUGAUGAGGAGCGUAUGGUCAUCUGUGAGGAGGAGGGAGACGAUGAUGUCAUUGAGGACCCUUAUCCGAGCAGUUCCAUCGACCUCAAGUGUAAGGAGCGGGUGACUGACAGCGACAGUGAGAACGGCUCUGGAGACGAACAUGAUAGGAAGAGAGUUUUUGCCCCAGUCAUCUGCUCCUCUGCAUCAUCAUCUUCCUCACAUCCUACACCUCAUGGCAGGAGUGUCUCACUGUCCUCUUACCCCACCAGCAAGCGUUAUGAUGAGGGAAGAUCAGGAGGAGGAGGGUUUUCAGACCACAGGAGGAAGGGAGGAGGAGAGGGAGAGAGUAAGGACACAUUUGGGGGUGAGGGAGGAGGAGGCAUGCAAGCCUCCUCUCUCUCCCUCUCUUCUGGCCAGUCAGUUAUCUCCACUUCUCUAGCUGGAGGGCCUCCUUUUUCAUCAAUGGGUUCACUGGGUGUGAACCCGCUCCUGGGCAUUGGUGCUGUGCGGGUGGCCUCAACGGUGGUGACCAAUGUAAUGCGUCCUGUAAUCAGCACGCCACUCCCUAUCGCCAGCAAACCCAGAGAUGGGGGCACAUCAUCCAGCCCUCACCCGCCAGAGAGGAAGUCCCUGACUCCCCAGCAGCAUCCACAUUUUCUGAUUGGUUCAGGAUCAGGAGGCGCAGCCGCAGCCACAGGGGGUGGGUACUACUCUUCAUCAUCACCUAAUCCUAUAGGUGCAGGAGUUGGCUCGGGUGGAGUAGUGACUAAUUUUGUGUUAGGAGGGGCUCUCUCUUCCCAACCUGCUUUACAGCUCAUCACCCCGUCCCACCAGCCCUCCCAGCAUCAGGCCUUUUCCUCCACCGCUGUUUCAGCACAACAUAGCCAAACCAAUGGGCCCCUGCCUCUGCCCCUGCUUCAGCCCCAGUUCCUUCCUGCCUCUUCCCUAGCACCGCCUGGGGGUAAAGGGAUCACACAAGUUCAAUACAUCCUGCCCACCCUACCUGCCAACACCAACCCCAAGAGUCCCCCUCAGCACCUCAGCCAGCCAACCAGUAUCUUCAACCUGCCCACAGCUCCUCCUACACACAUGUCCUUGGCCAAUGGAAAGCAGCAGGGUUCAAAUUCACUGACAGGAUAUAUGUCCAGUCCAACUGUCGGAGUGGUCAGCCCAGGAACCAGAGUGCACACACAGUCUCCGGUGCUCCAGGGUAAAAUGAUUGUUCCCAUGGCAACAGUACGGACUGCGCCAGUCCCUGCCCAGCAGUUUCCCCUUGUGGCUCCACCUCUUCCUGUCCAGAAUGGAGCUCAGACAGGAAGCAAGAUCAUCCAGAUCGCACCCAUGCCCAUGGUUCAGUCCCAGCUGCCUCAGGGCGGAGCUGUCCACUCCGCCAACCCCUACCCUCUAACAGUGGGCACAGCUGCUGUGGUGGCGCCAGUGUCAGCCCCCUCCCAGGCUGUGCUACUGCCGCCAGCACCUACCAGGAUCACUUAUGUCCAGUCCACUCCAGGGGUCCCAUCCACUCUGCCUCUGGUCUCCACGACAACAGGCUCUUCCCCCACCCAGCAAGCUCUGCCAGUGCCUGGAUCCGCAUAUGUUCCAUCUCCCCUAGCAACACUUGGGUUCACAGCCAUCGCACCACCUGGACAGACCCUGGUUCAGCCGCUGAUCGCAGGUCAGCCACCGCUGCUAGCCACAGCUCAGUCUCCACAGCCCUCCACCUUAGCCCCUGCUUCGGGCACCGGGGGCCAGAUAGUGGCUGCAAUUUACCCUCCUUCACCUAGUGUCACCAUGGCAACGGGGGUGGUCUCCAUGACAGCAGUACCCCCCAGUGUGGCCUACUCUGUCUCCAGUCCCUCCAGCGUUUCCCCCCACAUCCUGCCCAAACACACAGGCACCCCCGCCACAAUCAUGCACCCACAUCCAGACAGACAGGCGGACAGGCACCUGCCUCUGGACAGACCUGCAGAUCGACAAACUGACAGGCAGGCUGAGAGGCAGACAGAGCUGCUGACACAUUCAGACAGACAGUUGGAGAGGCAGAUGCAGACCUCCAGCAGUAGCACCUCCGUGGCACCUCCCAGUGGCUCAACUGUUUCCAUACGGCCUUGCAGCCCUCCACUCCAGAUCCAAACACCUGCCAGUACACCAGGUACACCUAAACUAACUCAGCUUCCAGUCAGAACCCCUCAGAAAGUGAAAGCAACAGUGGCAAACAUCCCCGUGGGCAGCUAUGAAGGAGGAGGUCGAGGAAAGGAGAGGGAGAGGGAGAAGGAUAGAGAAAGGGAGAGGGAGAGAGAAAGAGAGCGGGAAAAGGAGAGGGAGAGAGAAGCUGCAGCCAAUAGUCAUUUCUCCUUUGAUCCUGAGCCGCCGGGGCAGAUGGGCUCUCCAUCAACACACCCUGCUGAGGAGCCGCCAUCCUCUGACAGACCCCCGGAGGGCUCCAGUGCAGCAGACUCCUCUGACACACGGAGCAGGGAAAGCACAACCACCAAAGAGGCUGGAUGGAAGGAAUCCCUCCCCUCCUCUCCGCUCCCUCCUCCAUCUGCCACAGAACCCUCACUGCCACCCCCACAGACUGAUAAAGAUGGUCCUACACCCAAAAAGGUCAAAGCCCGUCCACCACCGCUGAAGAAGACUUUUGACUCUGUGGACAAGGUGCUGUCAGAGGUGUAUUUCGAGGAGCGCUUUGCAGAGCUGCCAGAGUUUCGGCCUGAGGAGGUCCUGCCUUCACCCACCCUGCAGAGUCUGGCUACCUCACCGCGUGCCAUUCUGGGCAGCUAUCGGCGUAAGAGAAAGAAUUCGACAGAUUUGGACUCCGCCACUGACGAACAAGUCUCUCCUAAGAGAAAGAGUCGGCGGCGCUCAAGCUGCAGCUCUGAGCCCAACACGCCUAAAAGUGCCGCCAAGUGUGAGGGAGACAUCUUCACCUUUGACAGACCAGGCACAGACGGAGAAGACCUCCUGGCAGAACUGGAGUUUGAAAAAGUGCCGUACUCCUCCCUGCGACGCACACUGGACCAGAGGAGAGCCCUGGUCAUGCAGCUGUUCCAGGAGCAGGGCUUCUUUCCAUCAGCUCAGGCCACUGCAGCCUUCCAGACGAGAUAUUCCGAUAUAUUUCCCACCAAGGUGUGUCUGCAGCUGAAGAUCAGGGAGGUCCGGCAGAAGAUCAUGCAGACGGCGACCCCCUCUGACUCCUCUGGUUUAGGCAUACCUGACUCAAUCUGCUCCCUGCCUGGACCCUCUGGCUCCCAGUCAGGAGAGGGAUCUGGGAGAGGAGGAGGAGGAGACCUGCAGGAUGAAGAAGUGGAGCACGGCACAGAAGCGAGCCCAGAGGACCCGCUUGAUUUGCAGGACUCUUCCAGAUGAGGAAUACUGACGAGUUAGAUUGACCAAUCAGUGGCUGCCGAAGUCACAUCUUUCCAACCCCAAACAUGCUUUCACGCUUUUUACUUGUUCUUUUUUUAGCCACACUCUCCACUGGUCAGGUCCUGGUUUCUUUCCAUCCUCAGCAGCCAACCUUUGAGAGUGACAUUUGUAUGCAAUGCUGGGACUUUUCUUUUUUUGUAAUGUGAUUCCCAUGUACCAAAAAAAAAAGGACACAUGAAAAACCAGUGGCACAAAACUACCACAUGACACCACCUCAACGCACAUACAUACACACACACCCUGGAAACUCUUAAUUCCCGACUUGAAUUAGCACUCUGUAUUUACCACCUUGGAGAAAGCUCCCAUUGAUGCCAGUGAACGAAGGACCAUUGUGUACAGCUUCAAUCGUUUGCCUUGAAGAAAGGGUUCUCGUUUUUGGAUGUGGAGACCAACUUAACCCCUUCUGAGAUGUUGAAAAGCCAGCAGGGGUUAAAAAAAAAAAAGACGUAAUUAACGGUUUAUGUUUUGAUAUUUGUUUUGUUUUAAAUCUGGUUAGAGGAGGGAAAGCAGUUAAUUUGCUGCUCAAGGAACAACCUGUAGACUUUUAACUGUUUAACGCUUGUAUCUUGUUUCUGCUGACAUUAGGGGGCUGGGCCCUCAACAGCCAGAAACAAUUUGAUUUGAUUUGACAGGGUUCCCAUUGCUACGGACCUGGAAAGAUCCUUUCCGCCUGUUAUUUUGCUCAGUUUUAUUGCUCACGUUAGACCUUCAGGAGAGGUCGACUAGGAGUGACUCAAAAAAAUGAACUAAAAACUUAAGUGGACUUCUGGCAGUGCCAUCAUUCCUGCAAUUACCUGUCUGGCCAAGUCCUCCCUUCUCACGACUGACCCUAGCACAUGCCAGUAGGUGGGAACCAAGCAUUCCUGUGCCUCUCAUUCACUAGCCAUGAAGGAAGGAGGUGGGUCAGAGUCUAUGGGCACAUCCUGGCUCUUUGUUGUAGAGGUCAGGCUGAUAAGACCUUAAUCCUCUAUUGCCAAGCAGUUUUAUUAACUUUUUUUAAACAAUAUUUUGAUUUGAAUUUAACAUUGUCAUAUUCAGUUUGUUGUUGUACUAGUCCUAUGGCUAUUAUUACUCCUCAUAUCAUUGCAGUGAUUGGUCCGCAGUUCUAUUCUCAUUGCUGGCAGAUGUUUCCUUUAUUUCAACAUUUACUCGUGUUUUUAAAAAAUAUAUAUAUAUAUAAAAUUUUGGAGGCAGGUGACACAUGCUGCUUCACACCUGUACAGUUCCUCCAUUGUAGUCUUCCCUCGACUGGCCUCUCACCUCAGCAAGGACCUGCGGUGCAGUUAUUUUUAUUGUUCAUUUCAAAGAGGAAGACAAACGAAACGUGGACCUUUAUAUUCUUUUAACAGUAAUAACGGUAUGUUUUUAGACAACCCUGUAUGCCUCUCUGUCCCUCGCUAAGUUUGAUUCUAUAGCCUCAACACUUGUACAUCUCCUUUCUCCACCUCUUUCCUUCCCUCCUUCCUCCCUUUGUCACUUUAUUGCUCUCUCCAGACCUCCUUUUUAGAUGGGCGGAGAGAAAACUGGGGGAAGUGAGGGGAGGGUAAUGAAUCAAAGAGAGCUGGUAGGAUAUAAUACUGGUUGUGUCUUUGUGCAAGACUUGGUUUUGUUGUAAAUAAUUACUGUAGAGUCAGUAGACUCAUUAUAUUAUUGAUAAGGAAAAAUGUCAUUGAACAUAAGUUGACUUUUAAGAUGCCCAUUACUGAAGAUAAAACAUAAAAUGGAAAAAACAAUAAUAAAUAUGGCUAUUAAUGUUUUUGUGUUAUACUUCUUGUUUUGCUGUUCCAGUAUGCAAAAGAGGAAUUUAUAUGAAUAAUUUAAGUUUGUAUCUGUAUCUUUCAGUAUACAAAUAAAACAUAGGUGUUCAAUUAAAGUGAUUUUAUUGCUG